AUGGCGUCGAAGGUCGAGGUCGAGGUUGAGAUGAAAUCCGAUGUGGGGAAGGUCUGGGACAACAUAAGAGAGUCGACUGAGGUUUUCCCGAAGGCACUGCCUCAUCACUACAAGAGCAUUCAGGUUCUUGAAGGCGAUGGCAAAUCUGCUGGCUCUGUUCGUCUCGUUACCUAUCAACCAGGACUGCCGGAUAUCACUAAACCGGCGAAAGAGAAGAUCGAGAAAGUGGACGAGGGGAGCAAAAGCCUAAGCUACAGCGUGAUCGAGGGAGAUGUGUUGAAUUACUACAAAAACUUCAAGGCUGGCCUGAGCGUGGGGGCUAAGGGAGAGGGGAGCAUUGUUAAAUGGUGGUGCGAGUUUGAUAAGGCGAGGGAGGAAGUCCCGAGUCCGGAUCUCAUUAGGGACUUCGCAAUCAAGAAUUUCCAGGAUUUGGAUGCUUACAUUAUUGGAAAAAAUAAUCCUUGA
Molecule: messenger RNA, 465 nt
Organism: Striga hermonthica
Lineage: Eukaryota; Viridiplantae; Streptophyta; Magnoliopsida; Lamiales; Orobanchaceae
Source: the annotation of a GenBank genome assembly